Prunus armeniaca (apricot) is the source of this 933-nucleotide messenger RNA. The record is from the annotation of a GenBank genome assembly. NCBI's taxonomy places the organism in Eukaryota, Viridiplantae, Streptophyta, Magnoliopsida, Rosales, Rosaceae.
AUGGGUAAUUUUUAUGAGGAAUCAAAUGGCCAUGGGCCAACUGAUAAUGGCCAAAUGGUUGUGAGGCAAUCCAACUACCAACCCUGCAUCAAGGUAUCACUACCCUGGCUUGAUGUAAGAGUCUUUUAUGUUAGAAUUAGCAAAUGUGAGAUCGAUGAUUCUGCUCCAGAAUUCCUCACAGUAAAUCAUAUUCCAUUGGAUCCUGAUACCCUUCUUGAAGUCAAUGGUGUUAGAACUAGCAUCAAUUCAGAUGGGGCAACAACCCUUCUUCGAAGGGACCGGUUAGAUAAGAAGUCUGAAGAAGCUACAUUUGUGAGCACUGACAGUAUAAGAAUGACUGGAAGUGUAAAGUUUGAGGUUUUCGAUAAAGAUGUUGUUGUGCUAUCUGGGGUUUUAGAACUGUGUAAUAGUAAUGGUUUCAAUGCAGAAACAGAUCACCAUGGCCAGAGAUGGAGCAUGAAUUGUGAAUCUGAUAUAAGUGCAAGCAGUGGCUUCUUUAAAGGAAAGCAAUUUACCGGUGCAGAAUCUGCUUCACCUUCGAUUGAGGUAUACAUCGCGGGGUCCUUCUCGGGCACUCCAAUAAUUUUAACAAAGACUUUGCAGCUUGGCCUUUGGAAGAAGCAUGUGAGGAAACGGUUGUUGGAUUCCAUACCAGAGUAUGAGGCAACUGAAAACCAGAGGAACAAUCCUUCUAGAUUUGAUUUUCAGGAGUCGGAAUACUCAUAUUACAAACCAGAAAAUGGAGAAAACAACAUGUACUGGAGGACAGCAUAUGUAGAAGGUGAAGAUGGAGAGCUUUCAUGGUUCAAUGCUGGUGUGAGAGUGGGUGUUGGGAUUGGCUUGAGCAUAUGUGUCGGGGUUGGCAUUGGAGUCGGGUUGCUCAUACGAACCUACCAAGGCACCACCCGGAACUUUAGAAGGCAGCUACUGUAA